Molecule: messenger RNA, 1332 nt
Organism: Beta vulgaris subsp. vulgaris (sugar beet)
Lineage: Eukaryota; Viridiplantae; Streptophyta; Magnoliopsida; Caryophyllales; Amaranthaceae
Product: WD repeat-containing protein VIP3
Exons: 2
Coding region: 163-1134 (323 amino acids)
Cellular component (GO): Cdc73/Paf1 complex
Molecular function (GO): protein binding
Source: RefSeq, a predicted model, not a curated record
UUCGGACUUUCCCAUCUUUUACAUGUCGACCCAACCAAGCACAUAACUGAUAACACCGCUGUUCACUGCAAACUUGAAAAAGAGUGUGCUACUGCCUACUGCUACCUACAUGAGCAAACUCAUGCUCAAAAUUGUUGUCAAAACUCAAAACAAAACAACACAAUGAAACUAGCAGGUCUAAAAUCCUUAGAAUCAGCGCACGAAGACUCAAUAUGGGCAGCAACAUGGGUUCCGCCGACCGACACUCGCAGUUUCUCUCUCCUACUAACAGGCGCUCUCGACGAGACAGUACGUCUAUGGAAGGCCGACGAUGAUAUCGUCUUGGAGCGCACAAAUACAGGCCAUAGCCUCGGUGUUGUCUCCGUUGCAGCGCAUCCUUCGGGUGUAAUCGCUGCUUCGGCUUCUCUUGAUAGUUUUGUUAGGGUUUUUGAUGUUGAUACUAAUAAUACUAUUGCUACUCUUGAAGCUCCUCCUUCUGAAUCUUGGCAAAUGCAGUUUCAUCCUAAGGGAACUAUGUUAGCAGUAGCUGGAGGAAGUAGCACUUCAAUUAAGGUAUGGGACACCGCAACAUGGCAACUUGUUGCGUCACUACAAAUCCCCCGUCCUGAAAGUAGCAAACCCAACGAUAAGGUUGCUACCAAGAAGUUUGUCCUCUCAGUUGCUUGGUCUCCUGAUGGUAGACGACUUGCUUGUGGCUCUAUGGAUGGGACAAUCUCUGUGUUUGAUGUGGCGCGUGCCAAGUUCCUCCAUCACCUUGAGGGCCACCUCAUGCCUGUUCGAUCUAUUGCUUACUCUCCUAAUGACCCUAGAGUUCUGUUCUCAGGAUCUGAUGAUGCCCAUAUUCAUAUGUAUGAUUCUGAAGGAAAGAGCUUGAUUGGGUCGAUGUCGGGACACUCGAGCUGGGUUUUGAGCAUUGAUCCUAGCCCUGAUGGCGCAGCUAUUGCAAGUGGAUCAAGUGAUAAGACGGUGAAGCUCUGGGAUCUGAGCAUGCGGGCAGCUGUUCAGAGCAUGACUACCCACUCUGACAUGGUCUGGGGGGUAGCGUUUCGACCACCUGGUGGGGCCGGGGUGCGGUCUGGUAGACUGGCAAGUGUCUCGGAUGACAAAAGUAUUUCGUUGUAUGAUUAUUCUUAAUAUUGGUUUCUUCUCAUAGAAUGCUGAAAAUUCAGGUUUUCUGUUUAAGAUUACAUGAGUCACCUGACAGACUUCUGGCAGUGCUCAUCUGAUAUAUUCACAGGCAUGUUUAUUAGAAGCUGGAUUUAACUCUUUUUCUGGUUUUGUUCUGUUUUAUGCUUCACUCUCUAAAAGAUAUUGGAUCUUAUCUUAACUUAU